AUGUCGGUCUCUAAUGUGGUUCCGCUUGACCGAAGUACCCCUGCCUGGCCAACACAGCUCAGGCGGUACGCACAACGUGCAGAAAGGGCAUUUCUGCCAACUCCCGACUUCCUGGUGCAAGAAAUGCAAUUUGACAUAUUUCGGGACAAUGUAUAUGGUGAAUGGGAGGAGCACAUUCACCCGUCUGGAGCCACGUAUUAUUACAAUAGGACAAGGAAAACAUACACCGGAUUCAAUGUAAGAGAUUGUUCGAAAGUUCGGCUACAGAAAUUUGAGGCUUGGGUGGUGGAAACACGAAGCAGAGUAAAGGGUAAUUUUACCAUCGUUGCAGAGCCGGCCAGAACUCAGAAUGUGGAUGGCGACAUUUAUCUAUACUACCUGGUGGCGCCGGAUGCACACAUAAUUGGAUGGGUAGAACCUUUGGAUGGUACUCAUUUAUUUCGAGAAUGCGACUCUGCCAGUGAAUGGAACCAUAAAAGUGUGUCACCUUCUAACGCAUUUGUCAUGAUACUGGAACGUCUUGCAGGACUGGAACUCGAGGCCCAGUUUUGGAAGCACGUGGAAUUCUUUCCAAGUGAUUUCAAACUACAUCGUUCCCUUGUGAGAAAACUUCGGGCUGAACUCGAUUGGUUUCAUGCAGGCAAGUUCUAUUAA
This is a messenger RNA of Suillus bovinus, 654 nucleotides long. RefSeq lists its product as uncharacterized. The transcript has 6 exons. The coding region runs from base 1 to 654 and encodes 217 amino acids. NCBI's taxonomy places the organism in Eukaryota, Fungi, Basidiomycota, Agaricomycetes, Boletales, Suillaceae. The record is from RefSeq and is a predicted model, not a curated record.